UUUUAUUUUGAUGUUGAUACCGGAUGUAGUUUAGGUCACGGCGGUAAACUUUACUGGUUAGUAGCUUGGUGCGGUUGUUCUCCCGCAGCACGAAGCCAGCAGACACGAACAAACAAACAAACAGAUGGAUGAGAAACUAUCAGAGGACAAUGGACAGACACCACCAGCACUCAAGGCGGAGGAAGAGGAGAUGGACGUUACCUUGACGACGCAGCUAGAAAAUCUGAUCGUGGCCCCUGACGGUGCGGACACGUCAUCACAUCCACAAACACGUCCAGAAGAAGCAGAUGUAAAGACAGAGUGUACAGGAGAGACGCUUUCUGUGGACUCUGUGUGUAAGACCGGAGACUGUGAGGAUGACGAUGAAGAGGAUUCAGACAGCGACAGCUCUUCCUCUUCUUCCUCAUCCUCCUCUUCCUCCUCUUCUCCCUCUCCCCUUGUGUUCGGAGAUGACGACGACGACGAGGGUUUCAGCCAGCCGGCCCCCAUCAGAACCAGAGACGAAGUCCUGCUUGAGGAGUUGCCUGCAGUGGAGGAAGUGUGUUUGUCGCUACCAGCAGAUGCAGAGCUGCAGCCUGUAGGAACGGUCUCCAGCGUCAUACAGCAACUGGUGGUCAUCCAGUCCCUGAAAGACACGCCCCCCCUGAAUGAUGAGAGCAUCAUCUUUAGAGCUGAUAGGCUGGCUUUGGGCAAGGUGUUUGAGGUGUUCGGCCCGGUCACCAGUCCUCUCUAUAUUUUGCGUUUUAACUCCGCAGACCACAUAAACAGCAAGGGGCUGACGGAGGGACUGACAGUUUACUACGCACCAGCCAUCAAGGAGUACACAGGAUACAUCCUCACACAACAGCUCAAACUUUUAAAAGGUUCUGAUGCAUCCUGGAAAAAUGACCAAGAACCACCAGUGGAGGCCUUAGAUUACAGUGAUGAUGAAAAAGAGCAGGAAGCUAAGAGGAAAGUGAAAAACAAGAAGAAGAGAGACAACAACACUUCAGAUAAUCCUGCCAACAUUACCCAGAACACCUUGCAACAGCAGCAGCAGCAGCAGCAGCGUGACGUCCGGGCUUUCCCACCAAGACAUGCAGGGCCUUCAUUCAAGCACCAGAACCCGAGGAACAAACAUGUUCCUUUCAAACAUGCACACACUCCACCCAGACACACACACCCUCCACCUAGACACACACAUCUUCCUCCCAUGUACCUCCCCCCUCCCUGCCCUUACCCUCCUCACCCUUUCCCCCCACCAAACUUCCCUCUAUACCCUCCUCCUCCUUCCUCUUUCUUCAAUCCGUCUUUCUCUUCUCCUCUCUGGCCACCAAACUCUCUCCCCUUCUCUGACUUCCCUCCUCCUCCUCCCCCUCCUCCUCCCCCUCCUCCUCCUCAGUGAUACAUUGCAUUAAUGUAUGUAGACAGAUCAUCAUGUGUAUGAACCACUGGCUCUGCGUGUUAGGUUGUUGAUCAUUGAUUUAUUAAAUAAGGUAUUUAGUCAGUAUAGCUGAUGGAGCAAUGUGCUGGGACCAAACACAUACUCUGCAACUGUGAUGUUUUUAUUUUUAAAUAUAUUAGUUUCUUAUUUUUCAAACAGUUAUACAUCUAUUCAACAUCUCCUGUAGGAAAGUAGUCUAUUUAACUUUUUAACUAGAACUACUUUUUUAUUUGUCAUAUUCCAAGUAAAGGUGACCGUUUUCUUAGACUUCCUAGACUUCUUUGUAAGAUGACCCACACCUCGUUCAAACACAUGGACUGACACACAAGAGAAGGAAGGCUGCUAUUUAUUAAUCGACUGAUCAUCUUUUUGAUGAGCUAGCUGGACGUGUGUGAGAAAACCAAUGUAUAGAAACAUUUCGAGGAAACAGCGUACUUCCUACACACCGGUAUUGUGUAAAUGAUGUGUGUGUGAGACGAGGAAGUCUUCGAGUUGAAGAUAUUUUGAGAAAACUAGAUGAAUUCCUCUUGUGUUUUUGAUUAAAACUUGAAGGCAGAAUUCUGUGUAUUCAAAGCACAUGACAACAUAACAACUGUUAGCAUUAGUGUGUCCAAUAAAAUGAGUUAAUUGGACACAGAGAGCAACAUAUCAUUCAGUCUCCUGCAAACCUGCCCCAAGUAUAAGUGUGGUGCUCAGUACGCACACAGUGGACGUACUCUCAGUGCUCCUUGUGUUCUUUUGGUUUUGGGUUAAAGAGUAAACUUAGGUCGUUUCAACCUGGACAUGUUUUUGUGCCACAACCAUUUGAAAGUGUGUCAGUAUUUAGUGGGAGUGCAGCAGACACCAGAAAUGAAGCCAGGCUGCAACAGAAAGUACACAGUAGGUCCUUUUAUAGUGUUUGUUUUGGCCACUGACAGGCUCGGAUUGCUCUAAGUGCCUGACGACAUUCUGGAAAGGAGCCUACAGAGAUAGACCUGUUGUUUAAUCCAGAACAGCUGCUGGAUCGCUCUGUUCAAAGCCACCAAACUCCAUUGACAAAAACUGGGCUCAACACAAAGUUGGUUAGUUGUUUGUGUUAUUGUUAUAUGUAACCAAUUAAAAGCACCAAAGUCACAUAAACUAACCACUGAAGACAAUGGUAUGUCAUUUAACACUGGACCAAAUUCAGUCGUCCCCAUUAGUCACAGACACACAAAGAUGGCAGAAUUGGGUCCAAGUUACUCUCUAAUAUUGAUCAUGUCAAAAUGUACUGUCAUUAUGGUUGCCUGCAAAUGAAUUUUACAUGUAGAUUUACCUGUUGUAGAGUCAUGAGAUAACAUAUAACUUUUGUACUAAAUUGAAUGAACUCUUUACCUGUUGUGUUGAAUAUCAAGUGGCUUUAAUCUGACUGAAUACAAAGUCAUUCGAAGCAGAACAAAUAUUUAAUGUCUGAAUAAUACACACACCUGUCUGUGAUGAUCUGUACACUGCUUUAUCUACAGUUCUACUUACUGCAUACACUCAAGCUUCAUUUUUUAAAUAUAUCCCAGCAUGCUCUGGUCCUUCUUGUUGCCUUCAUACAGUCAUGUCUGUAAAGAAUAGAGAAGCAAUAUGGCUGAGCUCUGAAACCAGCACACUGUCACACGUGUGAUAUUGUACAUCUACUGUAUUUCUUUGUAUCACAAUGUGUUGUAAAUGUCAACAUAUUCUCCAGUGUCUCAAAUAAAUAUUAUAUAGACAGUA
Messenger RNA from Larimichthys crocea (large yellow croaker), 3145 nucleotides. It is a transcript of the gene naf1, whose product is annotated as nuclear assembly factor 1 homolog (S. cerevisiae). Gene Ontology annotation, biological process: box H/ACA snoRNP assembly; pseudouridine synthesis; ribosome biogenesis. The record is from RefSeq and is a predicted model, not a curated record. The transcript is spliced from 9 exons. The coding region runs from base 125 to 1384 and encodes 419 amino acids. Lineage: Eukaryota; Metazoa; Chordata; Actinopteri; Sciaenidae. Gene Ontology annotation, molecular function: RNA binding. Gene Ontology annotation, cellular component: sno(s)RNA-containing ribonucleoprotein complex.